Molecule: messenger RNA, 2278 nt
Organism: Aureobasidium pullulans EXF-150
Lineage: Eukaryota; Fungi; Ascomycota; Dothideomycetes; Dothideales; Saccotheciaceae
Exons: 3
Coding region: 262-1908 (548 amino acids)
Source: RefSeq, a predicted model, not a curated record
CCAAGUCCAUUGAUCUUCUCUCUGGUUGAUCUCCUUCACAAAUUCCCCCUUCGCCCAUUCCCGAUUCUUUCUGCGCCUUGCUGUCAAUCCGACCUCAUACACCCAUCACCAAUCACACGGCGCAACGCCUUUCUGUCGUCUGGUUAAUCUGUCCAUCACCACCCAUUCCCCGACUUUGCCGACGCACAUCAAGCCGCAAGCUCCUCACGUCGUGCAUGACUCGGAUAUCACUUUGAUAGAGGAACACAACCCCCGGGAAUCAUGGCGACGACGAAUGGCUCGUCCGGCUACGGUACGCCGCAGCGCGACGGCGCAAUGUCAAUGCCGCCGACCAAUGGCACCCCCAUAACACAGACGACGCCGGACGCGACAGGACCACCGGGAUACCCCGCUGCCACGAAUGGAAGGAAACGCAAGGCCGAUGGCACCUCAUCGCGCGGUGUCGCGAACCUCACGCCGGAGCAGCUGGCUAAGAAACGGGCCAACGACCGCGAGGCACAACGCGCCAUUCGCGAACGUACGCGCAACCAGAUCGAGACGCUGGAGCGACGCAUCAAGGAGCUCGAAAGCCAACAGCCAUUCCAAGAACUGCAGACUGCCCUUCGCCAGCGCGAACAGGUCCAGGCCGAGAACGACGACCUCAAACGACGCAUGCAGACCAUCUUCUCGUUGCUGCAGCCCGUUGCUGCCUCGCAGGGUCUGAAUGGUAGCAACCUUGCUGCUGCUACCGCUCAGCAAAGCCCUCUACCCAUGCCGCAACAUCAGCCUCAACAACCAUCUCAUCCGCCUCAAGCUCUUAUGUACCCCCAGCAACCACCACCCCAUUACGAACAACCCCCCUUCGCUCAGCACCACCUCCACCCCGACCUCCGUAAUAUCCAGCCAGUACAACAGCCUCAACCGCCUCGCCCGAACCAAUCUCCAGCCAGUGCCGCCAGGCAGUACGCCCAAGCUGCACAGGCUGCUCAAUUACAGCAGCAGCAGCAGCAGCAGCAUCAGCAACAAGUCCCACAACAGCAGCGCUUCUCUCCGCAUCAACACUUCCAGCCUACACUCGCCCCUGCAUUAGCACAACAACAGCAACACACGCAAAUGGGAGCAGAGAUGCCCAACCAAGGCUUCGGUAGCUUUUUGAUCGAAGAGCGCAAGGUGCGCCCGACAUCACCCUUGUUGCGCGAUCUGAUCCCUACAGCCAUGGCCGACGUGCCAGUGCACAUGCGCUUGCCACGUAACCAGGACGCUACCAACCAACUGGACAGUGUCAUGCUAGAUUUCAUGACCGAACGCCGCAAAGCUGCGGCACAGGGCACUCCGUCGUCUUCAUUAGUCGGCCCUGCUUACCCAUCCAUCUCAUCACUCCUCAACCCCGCUCGCGCGCCCAAGUCGCAUCCUCUGAGCAAACUCUUUACCGAUGUUCUGGCAAACCUUCCCGAAAUCGAUCAAAUCCCCGAGCAGGUUGCCUGCUUGUAUAUCAUGUUCUUGGUAAUGCGCUGGCGCAUCGCCCCUACUCAGGAGAACUUUGAACGCCUACCCGAAUGGAUUCGACCCAUCCGCUCCCAACUCGAAGUCAGCCACCCUAUCUGGUUUGACAACGUGCCAUGGCCUUGGAUGCGUGAUCGCAUGAUUAAAAACUGCGCAGCAUAUCCCAACGAGCGGUUUGGUCCUCUUUAUUGCCAGAGCCUAUCGCUGAACUGGCCGUAUGAUCCACAACAAUGCCUCUUGCCCCGUGCAAACAGCGUGCAAGGCGCCGAGGCCACUUCGGCUGCUGUUCUGGACGACGAUGAAGAAUUCAUGAUCAACCCUGUUUUCGAAUCUCAUAUGCGCAACCUCAGCAAUUGGUCUGUUGGUUCCGCAUUUGCCAAUAACAUGCCGGAGCUGGUUGAAGGCGUUCGCAUCAAGGACAGGUAAAUUUACCAUCACCACCUUCCUUGAGAUUUCCAUGCUGCUACGAUGCUCAAUGACUUUUCUCAUUCAAAUCCACGUACGGCACUGAUACGCGAGCCUAUUAGCAUUACAAGAUCGCCCACACGGAGCUCUUCAUCACUUGAUGCGUACAUGUCCGAGUCCGCCUACUGAGCCGAGCUCGUGCCAGAGCUUACAGUCAACUUCUCUGUCAACUGUCAUAAAACUAAAGACGAUACGAGAAGCUCGUUAGAGUUCAACAGGAACCUUGAAUCGGCGAAUAAAACCAUAGAAGCGCGCUCUAGGUGGGAGACAUUCUGUUCUUCUAAUUCCAAUACCAAAAGUCAAUAACUGUAACUUCUUCACCUUGCUUCCC